UUUUACGCUCGAGAGGUGAAAUACAAUUUGCCGGAUCUACAUUUUUGGAAUGCAUCAGUUUUAGAUACAACUAACGUUAGCGAGUAAAAAUGAAAGUUACCAUGUUUUAAAAAUGAAACUACUCGACAAUUUUCAUGAAAUAUUUUGGGACGCCACAUUCUGGUUACCUCCUAACACAACUUGGAAAGACUUCGAAAAAAUCAACGGUAGUGGACGGAUUUCCACUGUGAAUGAUCUGAUCUUCGCAUGGAAGCUUGUUCCUCUCUUACUGAUCGUCAAAUAUACGUUUGAAAAAUAUGUGGGUGCAAAGUUGGCAAACUGGGCUGAACUGGAGGAGAAACUGCGAGAAAAACCCCCGACUGUGAUGAUUUUAAAAAGAGCUUACCGUGAGAGUCGAGGUCGCGAAUGGAGAGAGCGGGAUAUCUUAGCUUUUUCAAAACAGCUCGACUGGUCUGCACAGGAGGUGAGACAGUGGUUCAGAGCAAAGCAAAGAUUUGAAAGCACACCAAUCACGGACAAAAUCGGCGAGAGUUCCUGGAGGUUCGUGUUCUUCACGAGCAUUUUUAGCUAUGGACUUUGGGCACACUGGACGAAAGAUUGGUUCUGGAACUUUAAACUUUGCUGGGAAAAUUUCCCCCAGCCCGUGUCAGAGGAGCUGUAUUGGUACUUCAUAAUAUCCUUCGCAAACUACUCUUCAUGGGGUGUAUCUCACUUUUGGGAUGUACAGAGGAAAGAUCCGAAGAUUAUGAUGUUCCAUCACUUCGUUGCGCUAACCCUCCUUUCGACCCAGUGGAUGCAAAGGUAUCACAGAAUAGGACUCCUUAUUUGCUGGUACCAUGACAUUGGAGAUCUUCAAUUAGAGCUAUCAAAAGUGUUAAAAUAUCUAAAGUUCAAAAAUGCUUGCCGAUGGACGUUCUUUCUUUUCACUUUUGUUUGGAUUUUGGUGCGGAACAUAAUCUUCCCAUUUUAUCUUGUCACUAGUAUCUACAAUUACUCACCGCAUAAUGUCCUACUGCAUUUCCCUUUUUCGUGUUUACAUGGAUCAUGCAGCAUCAGUUCCUUCCAAUUCACGGCUACUCACGUCCUUUUGCUCUGCUGCUGGGCCUUGUGCCUCCUUCACAUUUACUGGACUUACCUGAUCUUGCGAGUCCUAUACUUGAAUCUUGCUUUCGGAAUUGAGGAAGAUGACACGGUGUCUGAUUGUGAGGAAGAAGAACAUUUGAAGAAAAAAAUGUAGCAAAAAGUUAACGGUUCUCACUGCCAGUUCCGAUUCUGUUCCUCUUUCUGAAAAAGUUUGCGUGGAAGAAAGCUGAUACAAGUUGAACUUUUUUUAAUAUACCGUGCUGAUCCUGGGCAGGAAUUUCCUGGUUA
Bemisia tabaci is the source of this 1371-nucleotide messenger RNA. The record is from RefSeq and is a predicted model, not a curated record. Lineage: Eukaryota; Metazoa; Arthropoda; Insecta; Hemiptera; Aleyrodidae.